AUGGCCGACUACACAACACCCCCUUCAAGUCAGGGUCAGCCAGCCAGGUCAAACCCACUUGCACCCGUCGCCUACACUCCCCAGAGCACAUACGUCCCUUCACCGAAGAACGAAAGGAACAAGUCCAUCCACCACCCAAACCCCAGCAACAACAGCCCUUACCGCUACAGCACCAGCAGCAACCUGUCGCAUUCCAAUACCGCCCUGGACGAGCCAAGUCCUUCAGCUCAGUACCCCCCCUCCCCACUUCAAUAUCAGCAUUCAUCCCAGCACCAGGCAGACCACCACCCUUCUCCUCUCCAGCACCACCCUUCAUACCAGCAGCAGCAUCAACAACAUCAGUAUCAGCCGCAGCAGCAUGGAUUCUCCAGGCGUCCUUCUGAUGCACAGUCUAUCCUAAGCAGCAAUGGUUCGGUCAGAGAAUCGCCCUCCCAGCGUAUCUUGGCGCAGCAGCAACAACAGCAGCAACACAUCAAGCUUGCACAAGUUAACGAGCACGAGGCCAGUGAACCCCGGCAGUCGUUCCAGUUCAAUAUCAGGAGCCAGGAUGGCUCAAUGGCAGAUAUCCAGCAAGAUGUCUCUAGUCUCAAUAUCUCCUCGCCUCCUCGAUCGCGGCCUCAUGACAACGUCAACAACUCAACCUCUCAGCAGCUUCCAACAAACGCCUUCAACCCCCUUCAAAGCUCACAGAAACCGCAUCAGAACUACUCGUCCCAUGAGCAGCAGCAACAGCAGCAGCAGCAACAUUAUCAGCAUCACUCCCACCCAUACAAUGAAAGUCAUGCCUAUCCUCAGCCGUCGCCUACUCCCAGUACUGGUAGUAAGCUGUACAGGACCUCCACAGGAUCUUCCACCACCCACACUUCUUGGAGUCAACCCUCGUCCCCCGGAUUUCCGCCUCCAUCGUUCAAUGGACAGCUCCAGGAGUCGGUCGAGUCUGGCGAGCCCGUUUAUAUCUCGGAAGCUGCCCGGCUCCUGCUCGACUUCAAUCCCAGUAUUCUCUCAACUAUUGCCGUCGCUUUCCGGGAAAAGAUGUUGCAGAACGAGUCCAAGAGGCUCGAGUCUGUCAACUAUGACCUCGAGUUCCCUUGUACCUUCACAGGCAAAGAGACGGUGGAUGUGAUCGUCGAACUGACCAAGGUCGAGGACAGAAGACAUGCGCUGGCGAUCGGUCGGUCACUGGAAGAACAACAGCUAUUCUUUGGCGGUGGAACCCUCUACGACUCCAACAACGACUUGUACUUUUUCACCGAAAACACACUUGCCUACAUCCCUGGCAAGUCAGAGUUCCCAGCGGCCCCUAUUGGAGUGUUCCCUCAUAGCAGCCGGUGCUACUCUUACGACUGUCAGCCUGGUAGACCUCCCUGUUACUCGUAUCUUUGUCCCAACCGCCAAAGCAUCUCGAGUAUGUUGGGGCGGACGAACAGUGACAUUUCGACGGUGACCACGACUCAGGAGAAGGUGUGGGCCAACUCGGUUUCUCCCAGCGUCGUUGCCGCAGCGUCAAAGAAGGAACGUAACCGUCAGGAAGCCAUUUUUGAGGUUAUCCACACGGAAGCAAACUACAUUCGCGACCUGGAGCUCUUGCAGGAGAUUUUCAUCAACCCACUUAUGGCAGGGAACAUUGUAUCUCCGGAUAAACUGGAGACCCUCAUCGAGGAUGUGUUCCUCAAUUUCAAGGAGAUCCUCGAGCUGAACAAGUUGCUCUUGGCGGAUCUCAGAGCACGCCAGGAGCAACAGCCGCUGGUUGAGAACAUCGGAGACGUGUUCUUGCCUCACAUUGCAGGGUUUGAGGAGGCUUACAGCCGGUACAUCCCCCGGAUCGCCUUGUCAGAGUUUGCGUACAAGAAGGAGGCGGCACAGAACCCCAACUUCAAGGCGUUUCUGGAUAACUGCACCCGUCACCCAGAGGCUCGUCGUCUUGGUCUGAGACAUUUCAUUGGUCAACCUUACCAGCGUAUUCCCCGAUACCCCCUCCUGCUGAGCGAAGUUGUCAAGAGGACUGAUGAGGACGUACCCGAUCGUGCUACUGUUCAGGCGGUCAUCAAGGUCUGCACGGAGCUCGGAAAACGCAUUGACUCUUGCAUGCCCGAGGGCAACCGACAGCUGCGAUUGAUGAACAUUCAGGACAGGAUCAUCUGGAAGUCGGGCGAAGCACCGCAGGACUUGAAGCUUUCGGAGAAGGGACGCAAGUUCCAUUUCGAAGCCCUUGUUAAGCGACGAUCGAACCUGGAUUUCCAGAUGAUUGAGCUUCGACUCUUCCUCUUUGACCACAUGUUGAUGAUGACCAAGGAGAAGCGCGACAAACAGGGCGAAAAGGAGGACAUGCUCUACCAAGUCUCCAAGAAGCCGAUUCCAUUGGAGUUGGUACAGGUGUGGGCGGAUGAUGGCAAGCCAGUGCCGGUUAUGAAUGGACGUGGAGAUGCUGUUCCUGGACGGAAAUUGAACAACAGCACAAAGUCGACAAGCUCGGGACAUCGCCAUUCAACCUUCAUUGCGCCACACGACAUCAGGGUCGGCUUCCAGGAGACAAAGUAUGUUGCGCCCGUGACGAUCGAGCAUCGAGGACGACGAGGCGGUAUCUACACGAUCUACAUGACGGCGAGCGAUAGGGAAAAUCUUUUGGAACAGAUGCAGAUUGCGCAGGCGCGCCGACAGGAAGCCGUUUCGGGCUCGCACUUGUUCAAGAUGCAAGUCAUCACCCAUUACAACGCCGCACCUCCACUCCCUUCCUCCAACCUGGUUCACAACCCCAUGGACGGUCGUCGCUCGGCCUGUUCAACACCCUAUCUCAAUGUUCUGGACGGCAAGCGACGCGUGGUCAUUGGAACAGAGGAAGGAGUAUAUGUCGGCAUGGAGGAUGACCCUUUCAGUUUCCGGCUUGCCCUGCGUGAGGCGAGCGUCAGUCAAGUCAGUGUCUUGGAGUCUUACCACAUGUUGUUGGUUCUUGCGGGCAAGGUCUUGAAGGCAUUCAACCUCAGCUGUCUGGAUCCCAACUCGGACAAGUCGCUCCAGGUCGGUCAGCAGCUCGGCAAGAGUGUCCAGUUCUUCUCGGCGGGCACCUGUGCAGGCAAGACGUUGGUCAUUACGAUGAAGAAAAAGAACGGAGGCGAGAGUCACUUUUCCGCAUAUGAGCCUGUCGAAAAUGCAGUUUUGGGAGGGCAGCACCGCGGAGGAUUCAGUCUGUCGUCAUUCAAGUCUAACAAGUCGGACUGGUUCAAGUUGUACAGAGAGUUCUACGUCGGCACGGAUUCGUCGCAGCUGCAGAUGUUGGCUAAGAUGGUCUGUGUGGUCUGUCCCAAGGGAUUCGAGAUUGUGAUUCUGGAGAACUUGAACAAUACCCAAGAGUUCCCCAACCGACACGAUGAGGCGUUUUCGUUCUUGGAAGCGCGACCCGGAAGUGCUCCUAUCAGCAUGUUCAAAAUCAACGCCGACGAGUUCCUCAUGUGCUACUCAGAUUUCGCGUUCACGAUGACAAAGAAGGGCGAGUUGGCCAAGAAGGAGUUGAUCGAGUGGGAAGGCCGCCCCGAGUCCUUCGCAUUGGCGCCUCCGUACAUUAUUGCGUUCGAGGCCGGGUUGAUUGAGGUUCGACACAUCGAAACAGGAGCAUUGGAGCAGAUCAUCCUGGGCAACAACAUCCGUCGACUGUACUCGAAUGUCGAGAUCAGGAAGGAGCCCGCCAAUGCAGUCAUUCAAUUGGUGAUGUCUGACCCCAACAACCCCGAGAACCGUCAAGUCGUCAAGAUGGUGAGAGUGCCUCAUCCUAUCAAGCAGCCGGUCGAGUAUCAGCCCAAGUCACCCUAUGUCCCCAACAACGGCCGACUCUCGUACCAACAGCAGCAGCAGCCUUCUCCUACACCUUCGCAUUUGAUGUCACCGGCGUUGCAGCCUGUCUUGUCAACAACUGGAUCAGGACCUGCCGUCUUGGCCACUCAUACCCACCAUCAUCAUCAGCAUACCACCAUCACCACCAACACCAACGGAAGCAACGGCCACCAUCAUCAUCAGAGUAACAACCAAUAUGGCGCAUCGCAUCCUGUACAGCAUUUCAACCCCCAUCAGUACCAACAAACGGCGCCCCCUCCUAUUCCUUCCCGACCCCUACAACAACAAAUCUUCCCGUCAUACCCUGUGCAUCCUUAUGCGCCUCCUACCCAGCCUUACCCGAUGGUCAUGGUUGAUCGCAAGGAGUCUAAUGGUGGUGCCGGUCACCCCCAGCAGCAGCAACAUCAACAGCAACAACAACAGCAAGGAGGAGGCGGACAUGCCAUUUCGUGGAGUUCUGGGGGAUAUCCUUAA
This is a messenger RNA of Linnemannia hyalina, 4299 nucleotides long. Lineage: Eukaryota; Fungi; Mortierellomycota; Mortierellomycetes; Mortierellales; Mortierellaceae. The record is from the annotation of a GenBank genome assembly.